Lachnellula hyalina is the source of this 2064-nucleotide messenger RNA. RefSeq names its product Copper amine oxidase. NCBI's taxonomy places the organism in Eukaryota, Fungi, Ascomycota, Leotiomycetes, Helotiales, Lachnaceae. The record is from RefSeq and is a predicted model, not a curated record. Gene Ontology annotation, biological process: amine metabolic process. The transcript has 4 exons. Gene Ontology annotation, molecular function: quinone binding; copper ion binding; primary methylamine oxidase activity. The coding region runs from base 1 to 2064 and encodes 687 amino acids.
AUGGCUAUCAAAUACACGCACCCCUUAGACCCAGCAACAGCUGGUGAGCUACAGCUUGCUGUAAAUAUCAUCAAGAAUGCCUACCAGGACAUCACUCUCCACUUCAAAGCCGCGGGCUUAGAGGAGCCACCAAAGAAGCUCAUGAUAGAGUACCUGGCAGCGGAACAUGCUGGCCUCGAGAUGCCGACUGUUCCCAGAGCUAUCUUCCUGAUGUGGUACAUCAAACACACACCCCGUCUCUUCGAAGCCAUUGUCGAUGUCAACACUCAGGCCAUCCUUCACCACAAGGAGCUUCCCCGCGAUUUCCAUGGUCCUUGUGACCGCACAGAGCUAAAUCAAGCAGCGGAGGUUGUCCUCGCUGAUGAGGGCGUGAAGAAGGAAAUUGCUCGCCUCCAAAUCGGCAACAACACUGUGGUCUUAGAUCCCUGGGACUAUGGCGUAGACGGGAAGGAGACACAGGAGAGGCAUACCCAGGUCUUCAUGUACAUGCGAAACCCAAAGAACAACAGCCCGGAUUCUAAUCAUUAUUCCUUUCCGCUAGAUUUCAUGGUUAUUGUCGACCUUGUUGCCAUGAAAGUCAAGCGUAUUGUGCGGCUGCCACUAGGUGCAGACCAUUCAACAACCGAAGUUGGUUCUGCCGUGCCGAUGCAACAAACCGAUCCUGUUGAGCCGGAGUAUGACCACAAUCUUACAAAAGCUGCUACACGUACUACAACCAAGCCGUACAAUGUUGUUCAGCCCGAUGGCCCCUCGUUCAAAGUCGAAGGGCAUCUAGUCGAGUGGGAGAAACAUCGUUUCCGUGUUGGUUUCAACUGGCGAGAGGGAAUGACUUUACAUGAUCUUUCGUUUGAUGGCAAGAGUAAUUUCUACCGCUUAUCGCUCUCCGAAAUGUUCGUCCCCUAUGGUGACCCGCGGGACCCCAUUCAUCGCAAGGGCGCUUUCGACCUUGGAAACGUUGGCGCUGGUGUCACCGCAAAUAAUCUUCAGCUUGGAUGUGACUGCUUGGGCUCGAUAAAGUACAUAGACGGUUGCGUUAUCAGUGCUGAUGGAACUCCAGCGUUGCGGCCAAAUGCCAUCUGUAUUCAUGAACAGGACAAUGGUAUUCAAUGGAAACAUACCAACCAUCGCACGGGAAAGGCCGUUGUGGUACGAAAGCGAGAAUUGGUUCUGCAACAGAUUAUUACCGUCGCCAACUACGAGUAUAUUUUUGCAUGGAUCUUCGAUCAAUCCGGCUCUAUCACGUUUCAAACUCGAGCCACUGGGAUCCUGUCAACUCAGCCCAUUGCCAAAGGUGUCAAAGUCCCGUGGGGAACUCUGGUCGCCGAUGGAGUUAUGGCUCCUUAUCAUCAACACAUUUUCAAUUUGCGCAUUGAUCCUGCCAUUGGCGGUCACAAGAACAGUCUCACCAUCACGGAUUCUGAAGCGAUGCCAUGGGAUGAAGAACUGAACCCCUAUGGCACCGGUUAUGUUACAAAAGAAGAAAUUGUACGACGCGCUGGCUUCUUCGACAACGAUGUCUCCAAGAAUAGGGCAUUUAAGAUUGUCAACGAGAAUAUCGAGAAUCCAGUCUCGUUGACGUCGAUCGGAUAUAAACUAGUCCCAAUUGCUAGCCAGUUACUCCUAGCUCACCCUGGAACCUUCCACUCUCGCCGCUCAGAAUUUGCUGACCAUCCUAUUUGGGUAACUCCCUAUGAAGACAGGCGGUUAUUUCCCGCGGGUGAUUAUACCAACCAGUCCCUUGGUGGCACCGGAAUUGCUUCCUGGAAAGGAACCACCUGUCAUGCGCCGGUUCGAAACGACGAUAUAGUCAUCUGGCACACAUACGGGUUCACUCACAACCCACGCGUGGAGGACUUCCCUAUCAUGCCAGUUGAGAUUGCAGAAGUUCAUCUGAAACCGUACAACUUCGCUCUUUUUAAUCCAGCUCUCGACGUCCCUCAAAGUACACAAGCAGUAAACAAGAGCACUCUAGUUGUCUCCACUAGUAAUAACAAUGGGAGUGGGGUUGAUGAAGGUGCUAUAGUCGGCGGAGAAGGAAAGGUGUGCAAUGGUUGCGUAGAAUAG